CCCCCUACUAGAGGAAGGCGCAAACUCUUCGAUUGAUUACUCAACCUUGUUUCAUCAGUAACUACUCGUCAUGGCGGCAACUGUAGCAGCAACAAAUCCUUCCCAACUGCUCCCAUUAGAGCUGGUGGACAAAUGUAUUGGCUCCAGAAUUCACAUCGUCAUGAAGAAUGACAAGGAAAUUGUCGGUACCUUGCUGGGUUUCGAUGAUUUUGUCAACAUGGUGCUGGAGGAUGUUACAGAAUUUGAGAUUACGCCAGAGGGUAGGCGGAUAACAAAACUGGACCAGAUUCUACUAAAUGGCAACAACAUCACAAUGCUUAUUCCAGGAGGUGAAGGUCCAGAUGUUUGAAGGGAUGUUUUUUUUUCUCUCCGGCUGUUUAUUUGAAAAUGCACCUGCUUUCCAUUCAGUUUGUUCCAUUUUUAUGGCCACAUAUGUUGUACCCAUUUACUUUUCUUACUGGCGCUUUGAAAUUUUAAUUUGAAAUCCAUUUGUAAAUAGGCUGAAUUAUGUGGCAUAUGACAGGCUCCUCACAAUGCCUUGAUUUUUUUGUUAUGAAUAAAUCUUUUUGUGCCCGCUA
Molecule: messenger RNA, 578 nt
Organism: Engraulis encrasicolus (European anchovy)
Lineage: Eukaryota; Metazoa; Chordata; Actinopteri; Clupeiformes; Engraulidae
Gene: lsm5
Product: LSM5 homolog, U6 small nuclear RNA and mRNA degradation associated
Exons: 5
Coding region: 71-349 (92 amino acids)
Biological process (GO): mRNA splicing, via spliceosome
Cellular component (GO): U6 snRNP; Lsm1-7-Pat1 complex; U4/U6 x U5 tri-snRNP complex
Molecular function (GO): RNA binding
Source: RefSeq, a predicted model, not a curated record